Molecule: messenger RNA, 8072 nt
Organism: Tympanuchus pallidicinctus (lesser prairie-chicken)
Lineage: Eukaryota; Metazoa; Chordata; Aves; Galliformes; Phasianidae
Gene: TRIM67
Product: tripartite motif containing 67
Exons: 10
Coding region: 1-2211 (736 amino acids)
Molecular function (GO): zinc ion binding; protein binding
Source: RefSeq, a predicted model, not a curated record
AUGGAAGAGGAGCUGAAGUGUCCGGUGUGCGGCUCGCUCUUCCGCGAGCCCAUCAUCCUGCCCUGCUCGCACAAUGUCUGCCUGCCCUGUGCCCGCACCAUCGCCGUGCAGACCCCGGAGAACGAGCAGCACCUGCCUGCCCUGCUCCAGCCGCGGGGCUCCGCGCCGCCCGCGACCGCCGCGGCCGCGCCGGGGCCCGGCUUGGGGCCGGGGCCGCCCGCCUCGCUGGACUCGGAGUGCGCGGCGGGCGGCGGCGUAGACCACGCGGACAAGCUGAGCUUGCACAGCGAAACUGACAGCGGCUACGGCUCCUACACCCCCAGCCUGAAGUCUCCCAACGGCGUGCGGGUGCUGCCGCUGGUGCCCGCACCCCCCGGGGCGACGGCGUCUCAGAGGGGCGCCGGCCCCGCCGGCUCGUCCCUCACCUGCCCGCAGUGCCACCGGAGCGCCUCCCUGGACCAGCGCGGCCUCCGCGGCUUCCAGCGCAACCGGCUGCUGGAGGCCAUCGUGCAGCGCUACCAGCAGGGCCGCGCCGCCGCCGCCGCCGCCAAGUGCCAGCUGUGCGACCGCAGCCCUCCCGAGCCGGCGGCCGUGCUGUGCGAGCAGUGCGACGUGCUGUACUGCGCCGCCUGCCAGCUCCGCUGCCACCCUGCCCGCGGACCCUUCGCCAAGCACCGUCUGGUACCGCCGCCCGGGACCCCGGGCCCACCCGGAGGGGGCGACGGCGGCGGGAAGGGGGCGGGCGGCGGGCGUAAACUGCCGACGUGCGCCGAGCACGACCUGGAGAACUACAGCAUGUACUGCGUGAGCUGCCGCAGCCCCGUGUGUUACCAGUGCCUGGAGGACGGCAGGCACGGCAAGCACGAGGUCAAGGCCCUGGGCGCCGUGUGGAAGCAGCACAAGGCACAACUGUCUCAGGCUUUAAAUGGUGUUUCAGAUAAAGCAAAGGAAGCUAAAGAAUUUUUGGUUCAGCUGAAAAAUUUAUUGCAGCAGAUACAGGAGAAUGGAUUGGAUUACGAAGCCUGUCUUGUUGCUCAGUGUGAUGCCUUGGUUGAUGCAUUAACGCGACAAAAGGCCAAACUGCUCACAAAAGUGACCAAGGAACGUGAGCACAAACUAAAGGUUGUUUGGGACCAGAUAAACCACUGUACGCUGAAGCUACGUCAGUCAACAGGGCUUAUGGAGUACUGCCUAGAAGUUAUCAAAGAAAAUGAUCCCUCUGGGUUUUUACAGAUUUCAGAUGCUUUAAUCAAACGUGUCCAGGUAUCUCAGGAACAGUGGGUCAAAGGAGCCUUGGAGCCAAAAGUGUCUGCUGAGUUUGACCUGACGCUGGAUAGUGAACCCUUACUGCAAGCCAUUCAUCAGCUGGAUUUUAUCCAGAUGAAAUGUAGGGUGCCACCCGUCCCACUACUGCAACUGGAGAAGUGUUGCACCAGAAACAACAGUGUGACAUUGGCCUGGAGGAUGCCACCUUUGAGCCACAACCCAGUGGAGGGUUAUAUCCUGGAACUUGACGAUGGAGAUGGUGGCCAAUUUCGAGAAGUAUACGUUGGCAAGGAGACUCUCUGCACUAUCGAUGGCCUUCAUUUCAACAGCACCUAUAAUGCAAGAGUCAAAGCUUUUAACUCAUCUGGAGUUGGUCCAUACAGCAAGACAGUUAUUUUACAGACAUCAGAUGUGGCAUGGUUCACUUUCGACCCCUCCUCAGCUCACAGGGACAUUGUGCUGUCGAACGACAACCAGACCGCCACCUGCAGCAGUUACGAUGACCGCGUUGUCCUUGGCACGGCCGCCUUCUCCAAGGGCGUGCAUUACUGGGAACUGCACGUGGAUCGGUAUGACAACCAUCCUGAUCCAGCCUUUGGCAUUGCCAGGAUUAAUGUUGUCAAGGACAUGAUGCUAGGCAAGGAUGACAAGGCGUGGGCUAUGUACGUUGACAACAACCGCAGCUGGUUCAUGCACUGCAAUUCUCACACCAACCGGACAGAAGGAGGAGUUUCCAAAGGUGCCACUGUUGGUGUCCUCCUGGAUCUAAAUAAGCACAGCCUGACUUUCUACAUAAAUGGGCAGCAACAAGGGCCUCCAGCUUUUGAAAACAUAGAGGGUGUCUUCAUGCCUGCACUAAGCCUCAACCGAAACGUUCAGGUGACACUGCACACAGGACUGGAGGUUCCCCAAUGUGUAAAGCAGCCAAAGUUGCCCAGCAACUAAUGACACUCCUGCCUGACCCUGUGCUGGAUUCUGUAAGCUGUCUCAGUGUGAUUUGGCACAUUUCAGUAAGUCAGUAAAAAAGCACUCUCUUCCCUAAUGUGGAAUGUUCUACACCAUUGCUCACUGAGCACUCUGCUGGUUACAACUAGCCCACUCCAUCUUUAGUUUAACAAGCCAUAGCAAGCAUACCCACAGAACUGGCACUGGAUUACAGAUGGGUACCUGAACAUAUCUGCACUGCACUCAUGUGCUCACACACACAUACACAUGUAUGUAUUUAUAAGGUGAGAAGUUAAAUGAGUUUAUUUUCUCUCUUGUGGCUGGGAUUUGUGCUCAAAAGAUAUUGUGCAUGCUGGAAAACACAGGCAAGACCAGGACUGGGGAACAAUGGCUGCUGGAACAAUUUACCAGUUGGUGAACGAGAUUCCUUUGCCACCUGCAGUCCUUAAUUGAAGACAGCAUGUGUUCUGGCAGCUGAAGUGGAAGCUGUGUGCUCAGUUAAAGAAUUCACAGGCAAGAUUCUGUUAUCUGUUACAUCCAGGGGCUCAAAUAACACUUAACUAUUCCUUCUGGCUCCAAAUCGCCAUAAGCUCUGCACUACAUUCCCCUCCAGUUCAGUGGCAGAACUUGCACUUAUCUUCAACAAGAACAAGAACAGUUUCCAGAUGCUGUUGUGUAAUAGUUGUGCUUAUUUGAGCUUACAGCAUGGUAUGUGCAGAAUUCAGAUAUGAAAAGUGGAGAGGAAAAUAUUUCUGAUACAUUUUCAUGUAUCUUACUUAACUGUGACUGUGUGGACUACUCAUAGAGAAAAUCCAUUGAUGAUUAUCAGCACAUCACUUGAAAAAUGAAGCAAGAGGAAUCUUUUUUAGUUUAACUAAUAAGAGUUUUAUUUAAAUAUGGUACGUGCAAAGUAUCCCACAUAGAGAAAUACUGCUUUCCAGCCUUUAUCCCAGUAAGUCCUACACGGCUGUAGUUCCAAUGUAGCUUUGAGAUCAGAAGCCUUAAUUUUCUAUUAGAUUAUGAUCAUGUAACUAAUGUCUUGGUCUCCAUGAAGCAUUUAAACAGGAGAGAUUUAUGAGAUUAAUGCUAAAUCAAUUUUUAAGAAUUUUUCUGGAAUGGGACAUAAAUCCUUUCAAGACUUGGAUGUAUCUUGCAUCUCCCAUGAAAGCAAGAGGCCGUGUCAGGUCCUGUCCAUGACAACAUGAAUCUGACCACCACGGAAGUUCCCAGCACAGAACAGAGCUCUCACCUGUACUCUGGUGUCCAAAAACACAUUGAUUUAUGUGUGUUUCUUUUCUUCUGAAACAAGUUAACAUAUGCAACUGUGUGUAUAGAGGUGAUGCAUAAGAACAAGAUGCAGCAGACUGUGUGUGUCCAUGACAUUCUGGGCUUUGUUAUUUCAAUCCUACGUAAGCGUGGUGAUAUCCAACAUGAAAAGCACCAACUCUUACAUCCUAGUGAUGUACUAAACCCUCUGUUUAAUUCUUCUUGUACAGAUUUUCCUACCCAAGCAUACAUAUACGCACAUGCAUAUUGUUCUCAGCCAAGCAGGUAUGAAGCCUGAAAAAGUGUGCUCUAAUACCAAUGCAGCUUACUGCCUCACAUUAUGCUAUGGCCACAGGAUCGUCAGCUCAGGCCUCUCUCAGAGCAGCCAGCUGCAGGUGUGCAUUCAGUCUCAGACACAUGGCUCAGGUGGCACAGAGGGCUGCACUGAGACACAGCAGCCAGCACCUCACUGGCAGCAUCCUCUUUGCAGCCACUGCAGAGAGGGACAGGCAACCCAUCCUGCAGUAGUUACAGGCAAUUUCACAGGUGAAUCACAGCCUGUCACCAGUGCCCAUACCUGGCUGAUAUCUCAUGGCCACCUCUCCUGCAGAACAGCUGUGCACCUCUAGUAAUGUCAAGACUGAAAUAGGAAACAAAACCAACAGCAGGAAAAUAUAACCUUAGCUGUUAAGUGGGAAAGCAACUGUACAACUAUACUUUCUUCACUCUGACGUGGAUUGUAUUAGUAAAGUUUUAGACAUAACUGUGCUGCACUCAUCUUCAUUUCUUAGAAAAUAGCGAAAACCAACUGAGUUUUAAUUUUCAGUUUCAUUUAAUGCCAUGUGAACUCAUGCACGAUUUUCUAAUUUAGUGGGUCUGCUUUAACCUACCUCAGCUCAAAUGCUCCUGGACCCCAGACUUCUUCCUGAGUGUGCUCAUUGCAAACCUGUCUUCAGUGAACACAAGAGCUGUAAUCACAGCAUUGGCUUCAAGUAUUGCCAGUCAGAGCAGUGUGUGGGAAUACUGUACGUAGGCUUCACAUAGAUUUUUAUAUUGGGAAACAUCCUGUGAUAAUUUUAAUAGACACUCCCCUUUCACUUUUCUUAUUAAAAGCAACCAGGUGUUGUUUGCUUUGGGACUGAACCUCUGUCUUCACUACCAAAUUCUGUGAAAGAAAUUCAAAUGAAUUUAGGUCUUUCCACUCUUCACCCACCACCAGGCAUUUAAAAUUAAUUCAGAAUGGGUUUUAGAAGUGUUUGCAGUACUUGGUUUUGGUUAUCAUAGAUGCUUUGGUAUCGGUUCCUAGUGUUGUACCUUGGGGAGAAUGCAGCGAGUGAUACAGGUUACUGUGUUUUAAUGCAAACAAGGACAGUAGGUGGGGACAUACUUCAGAUCUGUAGAGAAGCAUAGAGAAGCUCAUUUAUUAUUCUAACACCUGUACAGAUACGUGUGAGGUACAGAAUAAGUAACUGCCAUUAUAGUCUCUUUGUAACCUAGUGGAGAUGCAAAUAAAAUAAAAGGAAUACAGUUAAAAGUAGGUAUCCUGCAUUAGCAACACCAGGUCUGAAUCUAAACAAAAUUGACUAUAUGUUGGUUGUGUACACAUUCAAGGACUUGGAUUUGGCAUGAUCCAUAGCAAUAAGCCAAGUAACCCCAUAGAGCACAGUCUCAUGACUUCAGCUGGAUCAGUUUUAGUAGUAGUGUAACAGAGUAAAUGCUUAAGUAGUUAGAAUUCUGCUAGGAAACCUGUUACUCUAUGUGUACUUUUGCAGAGCAUCCAGGUGGCAGCAGAACUUUACAUAAACCACUCUAAACAUAGACCAGAGCAGAACUUUCCUUUUGCAGAAUAUCAUUGGGUGGGGAGAAGUGUGGCACUUACUUUCACCUCUCUGCUCAGGCUGGAGAUAGCUUGUUUCUCUGCAAGUUAACUCUCCCAUUUGGUUAUAAGCCCAGCUGUCUGCAUGUUCUUCAUCUACAGCAUCACUUUUGCCAGCUUUUGUUUCCUCCAAAUCUCUUCUUUGGAAGGGAGCCAGCCUUUAGUAGUAUGUUCCUUGCAGAAAUUGUGUUACUAACUAUUCAGACUGCUUCCCAGGCACCUAGGUAAGCACAGAGAUGCCUUUCAUGGGACGUAUCUGCCCCUGGAGCAUAGGCUGAUCCUUGUAAACAGGAGAAUAGAGCCUUCUGAGCUGGGAUGAAUCUUGCCCCACGUAGCGCAGAGUCCACGUGAGGCACCUGUAAACCUAAUGUUUAAAAAAGUCUUGUUCUACUAAGCACAAUGAAGCUUGACUUCUGCAUAUGUCAGUUUGGAGCAUCUGCAUCUUUCUAAGUAAGUACAGUAAGCAAGCUAUCUAUCCUGCAGGACAAUGAGGGAUGCUUAGUUUUCAUCUAUCCAUGUGAACCCAAAUAUCAUCCUUUGUGAAUCCUUGUCCCAGCUCUUUCCUCUGCAAAUUUCCCUAUUGAGUUCAGUGGGACCAAAUAGAAGAACUGUGCCAUCAGGGGUAUUGUCAGACUCCCGGGGCGUGCAGUGCUGUACCAUUGCCUACACUCGUGUUUCCCUCAUCAACACAAAUAAACUACCACAAAGAUAUUUUUACAGAGAAGUAAUGUCAAUAUGGGCACAGGCCUAGGUGACACUCCCUUACUUCUUCUGAGGUUGGAAGGUGUGCACUGUAAAACAAAUGUCAGUGAGGAUAGUAGGAAACUGUGAUGUAUCUUUAAUUUGGAAAGCAAUUUGGCUUCUAAAACAAAGACGACAGGGAGACAGCUCAGUCAUGUCCCAUACUUGCUACAUAGUUGAGACACAGUGAAAUACAUUGGACUAAAAUGAAAAAAAAAAAAAAAAAAAAAAACAAAAAAAAAGCACAAGGUUACAUAUACGAGAACUUAAGAGGAAAAGUAUCAAAUGUGAUUUAUUAUAUGCAUAACGUUCCAUUGUGUUGUAAAUAAAGCCAUUAAAGUGUAUUGCUGUAGUUUGUUCUUGGCUGGUGGUAGAGUUCUGUCAUAGUGCUGUAGAAGUCUGUUUUUCUAAUUUUUCUUUUCUUCAAAGUGUAAUUAGUAAAGUUGGCAGAGAGCACCCAGUCCUCUACUUUCCUAGUUGUUCUAGAGCAAAAAGAAAUGUGAUAUGCAGUUUUUGUUCUCCUUUCUUACAUGAUAAUAUUUAUAAAAGAGGUAAGAAUGAGAAGGUCAAGGCUAAGCUGCCACUACCACCACAUGAAAAAACACUGUCUGUGAUUGCCAAUGAGGUGGUGCAUUCUGGACCAUAAAUAAGACAACCUGUCCCUGUUAGAAGGGAUGAAGAGCACAGCAACCUGCUAACAGCCAUCGAGUACAUCUUCUGUUCACAAAGGGAAUGACAAGGAAAUAGAGUUGUUAAACCUAAUCUCAGGCUUCACCAGCUUUGUAGCAUUCUGCUUAAAUAGCAUAGGAAACAAUUAACCUUUGAACCAGGCAAAAUAAUAGGAAAACCCAAGUAUCUUGGCUAGCUCAGCUUUGCAAACGAGAUUACAGUUACAAGUCCACCAACAGGUUAUUGCAACAAAUGCAUCACAAAUGCAAACGGCACCUGUCACCAACAAUUACCAAACAAAGAUCAUCUUAGUAACUUCUCAUUUUUGAGGGUUUUUUUUCUUUUUUCUCCUCCUUUUUCUUUGAAGCAAGCUGCUUGUAGUUUUUACUGACAACAUUUCUGGUGAUUAUCUUGUAGUACUGAAUACUGCGCACAUGCAGGUGGCUGGAGUGGCAGCUUGAAGCACAAACCCAUCAUGGUUAAGAAGCACUCAGUCUUCUUAUGUGCAGAAGCCCAUAUGCAAGCCACACAAACUAAAUGUGUGGGGCUUCUGCAGCUUUGCACAAUACAGGAGACAGAUGUGCACUGACUGCAGUAGGUACUCAGCACCACGUUCCCCUUCUGCCAAGCAACCUUCCUUUUGUUCUGUUUGUUAUUGGAAGCAAAUACAAGCAGAAUAUCACUUUUUCCCCCCAAUUGGAAGAUUUCUAUUAUUUUUCCUUAAAUCAGUAGAUAUAAAUAUUUAUGGAUCCGGAUUGCAUCCUUUCAUCAUGAUUGCUGAUACCACCUCCCUUAAAUGUUGUCAAUAAAAACACUGACCUUUCUAGGUAGCAUGGUGAGAAGAUAUUAUGUGAUGAAUAUUAAAAUAAAUGCAUGAGGUAAAACUGCUGUUAUUUCUGAUUGUUAUAUGAAGCAUGAAUAACACUGAUUUAAAUGUUGGCAACCAAAAAACGUGCAAAGGAAUAAGAUAACGGUGUUCACUUCUGGUUAAGUGAAAGACGAGAAGUUGUUUCUGUUUUCUUUUAACCACGAUGUUCUUUUCUUCAGCAUCAUCUCCCACAGCUUAUAUGAAUUUGGAACUGGUGAAAUAUACAUCUCUUCUGUAUGUGUCUGUCACCAGAUCGAGAGGAAAAUAUAAACUUUUUAUAAUUUUGUAUCUGUAGCAAAGUUUGUAUUUUUUGAAUUGGAAACAAACUGCUUUUUGUCUUUUGGUCUGACUAAAACUUUGUGUAUUAUUAUUAUUACUCUUUUGGAAAAACCUGACGUAUGAGUUUAUGCCAUUUUACAAUUUCUAAAUAAAUUCUUAAAA